CGGAUAGCAGUGGAAGUUUUAUCUGUUGUCGCUGUACAAGUGAAAUGUAUUCAAGAUGCAAUCCGGUUGAAGAAGGAGAAAUUCAAUUUUCUUGGUGAAGUAAUACCACUUGAUCCAGCUGUUGGUCUUUUCAUUACAAUGAAUCCAGGUUAUGCUGGUCGAACAGAACUGCCUGAGAAUUUAAAGGCAUUGUUUAGACCAUGUGCUAUGGUAGUGCCAGAUUUUGAAUUGAUUUGUGAAAUUAUGCUUGUAGCUCAAGGAUUUCUAGAGGCAACUAUAUUGGCGCGUAAAUUUAUUACACUAUAUGAAUUAUGCAAAGAAUUACUUUCGAAACAAGAUCAUUAUGAUUGGGGUUUAAGAGCUAUUAAAUCAGUGUUGGUUGUAGCUGGUGCAUUGAAACGUGGUAAUCCUGAACACACUGAAGAUUCCGUGUUAAUGCGUGCUCUACGAGAUUUCAACAUACCUAAAUUAGUCACUGAAGAUAUGGCUGUAUUUUUAGGUCUUAUAUCUGACUUGUUUCCAAAUUUAGAUGCAUCGCGUAAACGUGAUUUAAAUUUUGAAGCAAAUGUAAAAGCAGCUACUGAAGAUUUAGGCUUACAACCAGAGGAUUCAUUUAUCUUGAAGGUUGUUCAAUUACAAGAACUUUUUGAAGUUAGACAUUCUGUAUUUAUUGUUGGCAAUGCUGGAACGGGUAAAUCACAAGUAUGGAAAACACUUAAGCAUACAUUUAAACUGCAAAAACAGAAACCUGUCGCUAUUGAUUUAGACCCAAAAGCAGUAACAAAUGAUGAGUUAUUCGGUGUUAUCAAUCCAGCGACACGUGAAUGGAAAGAUGGUUUAUUUUCUGUUAUAAUGAGAGAUUUAGCCAAUAUGACAGGGAAAGAUCCAAAAUGGAUUGUACUUGACGGAGAUAUUGAUCCAAUGUGGAUUGAAUCAUUGAAUACUGUUAUGGAUGAUAAUAAGGUGUUAACAUUAGCCAGUAAUGAGCGUAUCCCGUUAACGGAUAGUAUGAGAUUACUAUUUGAAAUUAGUCAUUUGAAGACAGCUACACCAGCGACUGUAUCACGUGCUGGUAUCCUAUACAUUAAUCCAGGAGAUUUAGGCUGGACACCAUUUGUACACAGUUGGUUAGAUGAUCGAGUGAAAAUGAAGAAAACUCUAUCGAUUAGUGAAAGACCUGCACUGUCAAUCUGUUUUGACAAGUAUGUUUCACCAUGCCUUGAAAUUGUUCGUUAUCGAAUGAAACGUAUUACACCGAUACCUGAUUUAGCUCAUAUUCAAAUGUUAUGCUAUCUACUUGAAUGUAUAUUGGACAUACAAAGUAAAUCAAAAGAUACACGUGAAUUUACUAAAGAAAAUUAUGAAAUGUUAUUUGUCUUCUGUUGUGUUUGGUCAUUUGGUGGAUGUUUAUUUAAAGAUCAAUUGUGUGAUUAUCGUGUUGAAUUUUCAAAAUGGUGGCUGAAUGAAUUUAAACAAGUGAAAUUUCCAUCCGGUGGUACUAUAUUCGACUUUUUUUGGAGUUUAACAACACGAAAAUUUGAAAGUUGGUCAACACGUUUAACAAAAUGUGAACUAGAUCCUGAUAUACCAUUACAAGCUGCUUUAGUUCCCACAGUGGAAGUUGUCCGAUUACGUUUCUUCUUAGAUCUACUCAUUGAAGCUGGACAUCCUGUUAUGUUGGUUGGUUCAGCUGGAACUGGGAAAUCUGUUAUCCUACAGGAUAAAUUUUCAAGUUUAUCUGAAGAAUAUCUUGUGAAGAGUAUACCAUUCAAUUUUUAUACAACAAGUUUAAUGUUACAAGAAGUGUUGGAUAAAAGUUUAGAGAAAAAAGCUGGUAUGAAUUAUGGUCCACCAGGACAGCAUAGACUCCUCUAUUUCAUUGAUGAUUUAAAUAUGCCAGAGGUUGAUCAAUAUUUCACAGUUCAACCACAUACACUUAUUCGUCAACAUAUAGAUCAUAAACAUUUUUAUGAUAGACAAAAGUUAACCCUAAAAAAAGUGAGUAAAACUCAAUAUGUAGCUGCUAUGAAUCCAACAGCUGGUAGUUUUACAAUCACAUCACGACUGCAGCGUCAUUUUUCAGUAUUUGCUCUAAGUUUUCCUGAUGAGAAUGCUGUGAAAACAAUCUAUUCAACGAUAUUAAAGCAACAUUAUAUACGGAAUAGUUUUCCAUCCGCAGUAAUACGUGCAGUUGAUAGUCUAGUUGAAGCCUGUAUGAUUGCACAUGAUAAAAUAUCAGCUGUAUUCUUGCCAACAGCUAUUCGUUUUCAUUAUUUAUUUAAUUUACGUGAUUUAACGAAUAUAUUUCAGUGUCUUCUGUUUGCUCAACCUGAUGUCUUCCCGACUGUAAUCUCUGUUAUCCGACAAUAUCGUCAUGAAGCGAUCCGUGUUUACACUGACAAAAUGAUUGAUAUGAAUGAUGUUGAAACAGCUUUGAAACAUAUCACAUUUGGUAUUACUAAUCAAUUCCCUGAUAUAUCAAUUCAUCAGAUAACAAGUGAACCUCUCCUGUAUUGCAGUUUCAAUAAAGGUUUAUCCGCUGAACGACAAUACGGGCCUGCAUCCUCCCUGGAAGAAAUUAGUGAUAUUGUUGUUAAUGCAUUGAACAAUUACAAUGAUACAUUUGCUGUUAUGAAUUUAGUAUUAUUUAGUGAUGCUGUGAUACAUGUGUUAAGAAUUUGUCGAAUAUUAGAAAUGCCGAGGGGUAGUGCUUUACUCAUUGGAAUCGGUGGUUCUGGUAAACAGUCGCUAUCACGUUUAGCUGCAUUUAUCUCAGGAUUUUAUUUAUCACAAAUAGUUUUGCGUAAGGGCUACUCACAGAAUGAUUUAAGAGCACAUCUUGCCCAAUUGUAUAUUAAAGCAUCAUUGAAGAAUAUGCCGUAUGUAUUUUUAAUGACUGAUGCACAGGUUGCAGAUGAACGCUUUCUCGUCUAUGUGAAUGAUUUCUUAGCCUCAGGUGAAAUACCAAAUCUUUUUCAAGAUGAAGAUUUUGAUCAGAUUAUACAAGGUAUUCGAUCAGAAGUUAAAGCAAUGGGAAUUAUUGAUACAAAUGAAAAUUGUUGGAAAUACUUUAUAGAUAAGACACGAAAAAUGUUACGUGUUAUUUUAUGCUUCUCUCCGGUUGGUGAUAAACUUCGUCUAAGAGCAAGACGUUUCCCAGCCCUGGUUAAUUGUACAUGUAUUGAUUGGUUCCAUGAAUGGCCACAAGAAGCCUUACUGUCUGUUUCAGAAAGAUUCUUAGAAGAUUGUCCAGGUUUAUCAGAUGAAGUACGCAAAUCUGUUAGCCAAUACAUGGCAUACGCUCAUACAACAGUCAAUGAAUUAAGUCAACAAUACCUCCAGAAAGAACGACGUCAUAACUAUACAACACCAAAAUCAUUUCUAGAACAAAUUAGUCUAUACAAACGUAUGGUUGGUGCACAGAUCGAUGAGUUACAACACAAGAUUGAACGUUUAGUCAAUGGUUUAGAACGACUAAAAAGUGCUGGUGAACAAACUAGUGAAUUAAAAGUUCAACUGGCUGAACAAGAAAUUAUUGUCAAUGAAAAAACUGAAAAUGCCAAUAAACUAAUUAUUGUUGUUGGUAAAGAAACUGAAAAGGUGACAGCUGAAAAAGAAAUUGCCGCUGAAGAAGAAGCAAAAGUCAGUGUUAUUAAAGCAGAAGUUGAAGUGAAACAACAAGAGUGUGAAAAUGAUCUGCGUAAAGCAGAACCAGCAUUGAUUGCCGCCCAAGAAGCCUUGAAUACACUGAAUAAAAAUAACUUGUCUGAAUUGAAGGCAUUGACUAGUCCACCACCAGAUGUUGUGACUGUUUGUUCCGCUGUCAUGUGUUUAUUCGCCAUGGAUGGUCGACUGCCAAAGGAUAGAAGUUGGAAAGCUGCUAAAGCUGGUAUCAUGUCUAAAGCGGAUCAAUUUUUAAGUAAUCUCUUAAAUUACGACAAGGAGAAUAUGUCAGCGAAUAGUAAGGCUGCAGCUUCAGAGUAUGUUAAAAUGCCAAAUUUUGAUCCUGAUGUAAUUCGGACUAAAUCGUUGGCUGCUGCUGGUCUCUGUUCAUGGGUAAUCAAUAUCCUGAAAUUUCAUGAUGUCUACUGUGAAGUAAAACCGAAACGUGAUGCCUUGGAUGCAGCCAACGAAGAAUUACGUCAAGCUACGGAGAAACUUGAAGGUUUACAAAAGAAAAUCGCUGUGCUUGAAGCAUCGUUAGCUGAGUUAACAGCCAACUUCCGUGAGGCUACUGAAGAAAAGUUACGCUGUCAACAAGAAGCUGAUUUUACGGCUAAAACAUUAGAUUUAGCCAAUCGAUUGGUGAAUGGUUUUGCCUCAGAAAAUAUAAGAUGGGCAAAUCAAGUUGAAGAAUUAAAGGUACUCGGUGAGACAGUUGUCGGAGAUGUUUUAAUAACAACAAGUUUUAUCUCUUAUUUUGGUUAUUUAAGUCGAACAUUUCGUCAACAGCUGUUGAAUGUUAAAUUGUGGCCAUUUCUGAAAAGUCUCCAGGUACCAAUACCUGUACGUAAUGGAAUAGAUCCUUUAGAUAUGCUGAUUGAUGAUGCAAUCAUUGCAACAUGGAAUAAUCAAUCUUUACCAGAGGAUCGUAUGUCUAUUGAAAAUGCUACAAUAUUUACAUUUUGUGAACGUUGGCCAUUGUGUGUUGAUCCCCAGUUACAAGCGAUUAAAUGGAUCAAGGUUAAAUAUGGCAAUGAAUUAGUCGUUACACGGCUUGGCGCUAAAAAUUGUUUAGAACAAAUUGAAUUAGCUAUUACAGAUGGACGUGUUGUAUUAAUUGAAAAUAUCGGUGAGACUAUUGAUCCUAUUCUAGAUCCUGUAAUUGGACGGCAGACAAUUAAAAAAGGUCGAUUUAUCCUACUGGGUGAUAAAGAAAUCCCAUACAAUGCUAAUUUCCGUUUAAUUCUACAAACAAAACUAGCCAAUCCACAUUAUCAACCAGAAUUACAAGCACAAGCCACACUGAUCAACUUCACAGUAACACGUGAUGGUUUAGAAGAUCAAUUGUUAGCAACAGUUGUGAGUAAAGAACGUCCAGAUUUAGAAAAGUUAAAAUCUAAUCUAACAAAACAACAAAAUGAAUUUAAGAUCACAUUGAAACAACUUGAGGAUUCUCUACUGGCCAAGUUAUCUUCAUCCGAUGGGAAUUUUCUUGGUGAUCAUUCUUUGGUUGAAAAUUUAGAGACAAAUAAAAAGACAGCUAAAGAUAUUGAAGAAAAAGUGAAAGAAUCGAAGAUAACCGAGAAAGAGAUCAAUAUUGCUCGUGAACACUAUCGACCAGCUGCUCAACGUGCUGCUCUGAUCUAUUUUGUUAUGAAUGAUUUAUGCCAGAUACAUCCAAUGUAUCAAUUCUCAUUGAAAGCCUUCCGUACUGUCUUUGAAUUGUCGAUUGAGACUGCAGAACAAUCAGAUAAUGAUAAAGAACGCUUAUUAUUCCUCUUAGAUAAUAUCACAUAUUCAAUAUUUAUUUAUACAACUCGCGGUUUAUUUGAACGCGAUAAAUUAGUCUUCACUGUCUUAAUGGUGUUACAAAUUCAGUAUACAUCCAAAGAAAUACCACCAAUUCUAAUGGAUUUCUGCUGA
Trichobilharzia regenti is the source of this 5586-nucleotide messenger RNA. The record is from the annotation of a GenBank genome assembly. Lineage: Eukaryota; Metazoa; Platyhelminthes; Trematoda; Strigeidida; Schistosomatidae.